Theobroma cacao (cacao) is the source of this 1060-nucleotide messenger RNA. RefSeq lists its product as uncharacterized. NCBI's taxonomy places the organism in Eukaryota, Viridiplantae, Streptophyta, Magnoliopsida, Malvales, Malvaceae. The record is from RefSeq and is a predicted model, not a curated record.
UCAAAGGCUCUUUCGCAAAUCUCCACAUUUCAUUACUUCAAAACUAAACAAAGAGAAGAAAACUUUACAACCCUUAAAUCUCUAUCAACAUUCUCCCUCUUUCUAUCUCUGAAUCUUAAAAUGUCCAUCAGUAUUGAAUUUAUGCAUAUAGCUGUCAUAGUGAUCUCUUUGUUGCUUGGAUCAUUGAACGUACAUUCUCUACCAUGUGAAGACAGUAGAUGCAAAACUGGAUCAUGCAACAGCACCGGUGCCUGCAUUUGCAAUCUCCCUGAUCCAUCCACCAUCUUGGGUGGUGAUCGUCCUUUCCUCGGGGGGGAAUACUGUGAUGAAGAGAUGACAAUGUGUGAUGGGACAAAUUCUUUUUGGUGUCAAAACGGUGGGAUCUGUGAAGAGAUUGUUCAGGGUGAGGAUUACUCCUGCAAAUGUCCUCCAGGAUAUGCUGGAGAGCAUUGUGAGCAUCGCGGAGCUCCUUGUGGUAGGAUAUUCUGCUUCCAUGAAGCUGAAUGCCUGGCUGAAAGUGAUGUAUGCGAGUGUUCCCUUAACUGGAAAGGAAGUGUUGAUUGCUCCCUCCCAACAAAAAACAGAACAGAUUCCUUUAUGAAUUCGACUAUGUCUCAAUUGCCACAUUGGGGAAGCAGUAAUAGCGGUACAAGUUGGAUUGUGGUGGUUGUGGCCAUUUCAUUUUCAGUAGGAGCAGUAGCAGGGGGUGCUAUAUAUGCCAAGAAACUGUUCGGCAAGAAAGAAAGCGCUCCAAAAUUUCAGCAGCUAUCACGAAUGCAAAGUCAUGGGAUUUUGGAUGAUGAUGAAGGUGAUUCCAUGGUUCCAGAAAUGACUCGAAAUGGUAACCAACGGCUUUAAAUUUAUGAAGUAUUUGCCAGCAAUGAAACAGUGGUUCGGCUUUGAUCAGACGUUAUAUGGUUCAGUUGUAAUUCACGGUAGCAAUGGAAAUAAUAUCUUUUGUACUUGGAUUUAACGAUUGAGGUGUAUUUGAUGAAAAAAGAUCACAGAGAUACAUUUUCAACAAUGAAGGAUUUAGUGUACAUUUUAGUUCCUUUUUCCA